CUAUCGUGUCUUUAGCACUGUUGGGUGGCUAUGGCGUCCGGUAUGAAACCCUAGCGCGGGGCGACGGCAAGGCGAGGGCGUGUUGUAGCGCCAUUGUGCUGCGUCUCGUUUCUUUCUCUGGGGAUUUGAUCUGGGAGAAAUUUUGGAGCAGAUCUGGUCCCUUUUUCUUGUUUUCUUGAGAAAUAGAUAGGAUUUCCCAGUGUAGCAGCAGGCAAUUCCUUUGCGAAUCGAGCGUCUCGUCUAGUUCUUUAGCCUCGAUUUUGUGAAUGGCGGCCACGACUUCGUUGCCCCCGGGAUUUGGGGGCCUGGCGAUGAUGCGGCCACACGAAAAUCCCCCGACUAGGCUCCGGCGUUCGAGGGGAAAGAGGGUUUCAUGGGCACCGGCGGAUCAUCUUUGUCAGGUGCGCAUGUUUCUCGCGGAAGACGCUCCCUUUCGUGCCGGAAUUCCGCAAGACCAAGACGAGCUCCAAGGGAAAACGUCGACCUUUAUGCAAAGAACCGAUGACCUUCCUCCGGGAUUUGGCGGCGGCGUGGUUUCGUGCUUGAAGACCGAUGCCGAGCUUGUUGCUGCCUCUGUAGCUGCCGCUAUCCCCUGGAAGUCCCCCCAAAAGAUCGAACUAGAUCCCUCGUGGCACGUAGAAGCUGGCGAAGGGAGCAGCGAGGUAGAAAUCCAGCGACAACGGGAGUCCAAAACUCUAGAAGCAGUGUAUCCACGCUCGACCGCGAUCCCCAGCAGUCCUUCGGAAGCUCCAAAUGAGAUCCAGCCCCCUCUGGACGACAGGCUAGUGUUGGUUAUCCCCGUGUCAGCUCCGGACGAAGACUCGGACGGGGACGAGGCCCCCUCCUCGUCCUCCACAUCGGGGCAAGGUAAAACUGGGUGUGAUAAGCCAUACAACAGCUACGGGUUUAACCACACGGCAGUUUCUAACGAGGCCGCCAUCGCCGCCGCCGCCGCGAGAGGCUACUGCGGUGGUGCUGGUAUCGCAGCGGCCGCGGCGGCGGCGGCGGCUGUGAGCAGCGCCAUAGACCCAAGCCUGCUUUUACAAUUGCUAGCAAACCCGUCGCUCGUUGAGACCCUUUCGGGUGUACGAAACAAUUCAUUGGUAAAUACAUCAAAUGGAAAUGGUUCAGUGCCUCCGAAUCAAUUGGUGGCAGGAGUCAAGAACUUAACCAGUAACUCCACCACUGUUAGCACCAUCACCCAAAAUGUUUCGUCCAUGGGUUUUUCAGAGGCGGCGGCUGCUGUUUCUUCAUACCCCCCGCCACCACCGCCGCCGCAUCCUUCUCUCGGAUCAUCCCCGCCGGCUGCUUCUAGCUCUGGUUCUGCUCCAGCUCCGGCUCCUCCAGGGACAGCUUCGGUUUCUUCGUCGUCAGCUCCGGCAUGGGUCAGUCCCUUUCAAGCUCAGCAGGCUUCGGUGUCGACGAGCGAUGAGAUCUUCGGGGGGUUUUCAGCCAUGAACAAGAGUCCGAUGAUGGUUCAACCGCAGCAGCAGCAGCAACAGUUUAUGUAUCCCACCUCGCAGCCGCAGCAACAUCAGCAGCAACAGAACUUGACGAGGCAAAGCGAGCUCUACUUCCGGGAUCUUGUCAUGCAACACGGUGCUAAUGGUGGUGGUGGUGGUGGUGGUGGUGGCGGUGGUGGCGGUGGUGGCGGUGGUCUCGCAGGAAACCAGAAUGGUUACUAUGGCAAUGGGUUGGUUCCGGGGAUGGAGACAGGGAACAAGGGGAUGAGCAGGGCACGCAACAGCAGGACGUGUGCGUAUUUCAACACGCCAAAGGGGUGCAGGAACGGGCUCAAGUGUCCGUUUGUACACGACGGCAAGAGAGCUGCAUCGGAGUUGACCCUUCAUCAGCACCAACAACAAGCCAAACGGAUGAGAGGCUGAGAUUGACGAAGCUUCCACUCCACUCUCCACUCUCCAAAGAAAUAGAAAACCAAUGUUUGUUGAAUACAAAAUGACGACAAAGGGUCUUUACUUGCA
Selaginella moellendorffii is the source of this 1982-nucleotide messenger RNA. Its product is annotated as zinc finger CCCH domain-containing protein 30. The record is from RefSeq and is a predicted model, not a curated record. The transcript has 4 exons. Gene Ontology annotation, molecular function: metal ion binding. Bases 267 to 1886 code for a protein of 539 amino acids. Lineage: Eukaryota; Viridiplantae; Streptophyta; Lycopodiopsida; Selaginellales; Selaginellaceae.